Penicillium verhagenii is the source of this 2529-nucleotide messenger RNA. Its product is annotated as putative TBC domain protein. The record is from RefSeq and is a predicted model, not a curated record. The coding region runs from base 1 to 2529 and encodes 842 amino acids. The transcript is spliced from 2 exons. NCBI's taxonomy places the organism in Eukaryota, Fungi, Ascomycota, Eurotiomycetes, Eurotiales, Aspergillaceae.
AUGAUGGUGGAGCUCCAGGCAUCGUUAUCCCCCGUUGGAUCGGAGUCGCAAUCGACCCUUCAAGCUACGCCCUAUGAAACCACGGUCGCCGAUGAACGCCCUGUCGCGAUUAGAUCUAUUUCACUACCGGCCCCCACAGACACAAUGCCGAAUUCCAAUGGCCGCUCCCUCAGCGCCAGUGACGCCUCACGAGGCCCCUACCGUCCCUCCUCCGCACGCGCAUCCCCCAAAAGUUCAAACCAAGCCUUGUCGCCAAAUUCAGAAGGCUCAACAAGACGAUCAAUGGACGAAAGGUUCAGCAGGAAAACUCCGUCCUUGCGCAGUGUCCCAAGCAUCGUCGUAAACGAUCCAAAUGAUCGCCCGGUUUCGCGACCAGGGUCCCGUCCAGGGUCCAGAUGGUCGGAGCGCAAGUGGGGUGGAUUGAAGAAAAGAUCAAGUGACUUGGAGGAGAAGAUGAGCAGGGAAGAGCUACCACCGGUGCCACAGAUCGACUCGGCAUUCAGCGGUAUUAGCAUGGACAUCCCAACGUCCUCCCUAGAAGGACUGGAUAAGCCCAUGAAGUUCUCCAACCGUGGUAGCUUGAUUAGGGACAAGCGGCCGAUUUUGAAAGCACGGGAUCAGCAACAAGAGCGUCGGUCGCAGCAAAUCCCAGAGGACCAGACAUUCGAUUUUCAGUCAGAUACGGCGUCUAUUCAGCAAUCUAUACCAGCUGAUUCAGCGCCAACUAGCAAGGCGCCAAGUAUAGUGGCCUCUUCGACGGGCCAAGAUGCUGUGACGGACGAUAUCCCCGAGGCGAAACCACGUCCUUUCAAACCAGAAGGACAUCUCAAUCCAAGGAAAACAAGCCUUCAAAGUAGGGCCAUCUCCGCGGACGAGGACAUGCUAUCCCGUCGAGUGCGACUUAUGUAUGAGAAGGGCGAUGAUAGCGUGACCGAUAAAGACGUCGCAAACGCAAUAGCAUCGGAGCACGGUGUUCUCUGGGAGGAGCCGACACCGGAUCUCGAGACUGCCUCGACGCCCGGCACUAAUCUCGGUAGCCCACCAAGUUCAAUCGUUAGGGCCUCUGCCGAAGUAGAGCGCAAGCGAAUGAAGAGAGAAACACAGGAACUUGCAGGUGGAGUUGAAUAUUGGCAAGAUAUUGGCGCAGGCCAAGUGGAUCGAUAUGGCUUUAUCCACGCUCCGGAUGAUAGCGAAACCCCCCAUCCUAUCCAGCGUGUCACAACCAGUCUUUUGCUUGCUUCUGAGACCCCGCGUCGCAAGCUCUCCAUUCGCCCACCUACUGCUCGAGCUAGCACUCGAUCAUUCAAUGGUCGGUCUCCAACCCGCAACUUGUCCCAAAGCUCCACCGCUGUGCGCCCAACCUCAUCCGCAAGUGCCCACGCUGCGCCGAUUCGACGGUCAACAUCACGAUUGCGUUCUGCAACCAAUCACCUUCCGCACAACAGGGAUCGAAAGUUCACUGAUGAGGCGUCUUACAUGCUUACUCUUCCCGCCGAUGACCCCGGGGAAGGCAAAGACACACAUGCCGCGCGUGCGAUGCGGAAGAAAGAGUGGCAGCGCGAAGACAAGUGGACGAAGAUGGCUAAACAAACGAAGAAGAGUCGUGAUGGCGGUGGUAUGAGAUUUGAGUUCGAUACGCAUAGCCCGAAGCUCAUCGAGCGGACAUGGAAAGGAAUCCCUGACCGGUGGCGUGCAUCAGCUUGGUCCUCUUUCCUUGAGGCCAGUGCAAAGCGCCAUAAAGAUAGUCCCUCUGAGGAGGCGCUUGUAGAGGCCUUCCAUGAAAGCCAAUAUGUCUCCUCUCCAGAUGACGUGCAAAUCGAUAUCGAUGUACCUCGCACAAUCAGCAGUCAUAUCAUGUUCCGUCGGCGCUACCGUGGUGGACAACGGCUAUUAUUCCGCGUUCUUCAUGCCAUGUCAUUAUAUUACCCUGACACCGGUUAUGUACAAGGCAUGGCAGCUAUUGCGGCUACAUUGUUAGCAUACUACGAUGAGGAGCAUGCUUUCGUGAUGCUGGCCCGUCUUUGGCGUCUGCGUGGGUUGGAAGAGUUGUACAAGUCUGGCUUUGCUGGGCUGAUGGAGGCUUUGGAUGACUUUGAACGCGAGUGGCUGGCCGGUGGUGAAGUGGCCACGCAACUGACCGAGGUCGGAAUUCCACCAACAGCCUAUGGCACCCGUUGGUAUCUUACGCUCUUCAACUACUCCAUUCCAUUUCCUGCCCAACUUCGAGUAUGGGACGUUUUCAUGCUCCUUGGAGACGCCGAGGAACCCGUCGCGCCUCGACCAACCACCUCAUCUGGAAAAGGUCCCAAGGCUCCCCCGCCACGCCUUGGUACAUUUGGACAAGGUCUUGAUGUCCUCCAUGCCACAUCUGCUGCCUUAAUCGACGGUAUGCGUGAUAUAAUUUUGGAAUCUGAUUUCGAAAACACGAUGAAGGUUCUUACCAGCUGGAUCCCAAUCAAAGACGUUGAAAUCUUCAUGCGUGUCGCCAAGGCUGAAUAUAAGGUCCACCGGCGCAAGAAAACCCACUAA